AUGGCAAUGCGUGUCAUGAGCUUGCUGCAUGCCGCCACCUUCGUCAUGAUUGCAGUAGCCUCCUGGGGAGCACACGGCACUGCCAGCGACGAGGCCAAUUCUCUGCUCGCUUUCAAGGCUGAGCUCGUUGGCAGCAGCAGCUCCGGUGUGCUGGCCUCCUGGAAUGGCACCACCGGCGUCUGCAGAUGGGAAGGCCUGGCAUGCAGCGGCGGCGGCCAGGUGGUGUCGCUGAGCCUGCCCUCCUAUGGGCUCGCUGGCGCGCUCUCCCCGGCCAUCGGGAACCUCACGUUCCUGCGGACGCUGAACCUGAGCUCCAACUGGUUCCAGGGGGAGAUCCCGGCAAGCAUUGGGCGGCUAGCGCGUCUGCAGGCGCUGGACCUGAGCUACAAUGCGUUCUCCGGCACGCUGCCCGCCAACCUCAGCUCCUGCGUCAGCUUACUGCUGUUGAGACUCAGCAGCAACCAAAUCCAUGGGCGCAUCCCUGUCGAGCUCGGCAACAAGCUCACGCAUCUUCGGGGGCUCUUAUUGGCCAACAACAGCCUGACGGGCGCCAUCCCAGGAUCACUAGGUAACCUUUCAUCCCUGGACUACCUUGAUCUGACAGACAACCAACUCGAGGGUCCGGUACCACAUGAGCUUGGCAGCAUUGGAGGCCUCCAGGCCCUUUUCCUCUUUGGGAACAGCCUAUCGGGUGUGCUUCCACAGUCCCUGUACAAUCUGUCAUCGCUGAAGAACUUCGGGGUAGAAUUCAACAUGCUGUCUGGAACUAUCCCUGCUGAUAUUGGCGACAGGUUCCCUGGCAUAGAAACCCUUAGCUUCUCUCACAACCGGUUCAGUGGAGCUAUCCCACCUUCGGUCUCCAACCUCUCUGCUCUCAUAAAACUUGGCCUCGCAGGAAAUGGAUUUAUUGGACAUGUGCCUCCUGCUCUGGGGAAGUUGCAAGGUCUCACUGUCCUGGACUUGGGUGACAACAGGCUACAAGCCAACGACAGUCAAGGGUGGGAGUUCAUCACUUCCCUGACGAACUGCAGCCAGCUUCAGAAUCUGAUUCUUGGCAACAACUCUUUCAGUGGUAAAGUGCCUGGUUCAAUCGCCAACCUAUCGACGACUCUCGAAACUCUUUAUCUGGGAGACAAUAGGAUUUCUGGAGCUAUUCCAUCGGACAUCGGCAAUUUGGUUGGCCUGAAAUUACUUGAGAUGGCAAAUAGCUCCAUAUCUGGAGCGAUCCCGGAGAGCAUUGGUAGGCUAGGAAACUUGGUUGAGUUGGGCCUCUACAACACUAGCUUGUCAGGCCUCAUACCUCCAUCACUAGGAAAUCUUACACAGCUGAACAGGCUUUAUGCAUACUAUGGCAAUCUAGAGGGGCCCAUUCCAGGGAGCCUGGGAAACUUGAAGAAUGUAUUUGUCUUUGAUCUGUCAACAAAUCGACUCAAUGGUUCAGUUCCCAAAGAGGUGCUAAAACUUCCUCAGCUUUCUUGGUACUUAGACUUAUCAUACAAUGCAUUGUCUGGGCCACUCCCAGUUGAAGUUGGUAGCUUGGCAAACCUUAACCAACUGAUUCUAUCAGGAAACCAGUUGUCAAGCAGCAUACCUGAUAGUAUUGGAAAUUGCAUUUCACUGGAACGGCUGCUGCUGGAUCAGAACUCAUUUGAGGGAAUCAUACCUCAAUCUCUGAAGAACUUAAAAGGUCUCGCCUUACUGAACCUGACCAUGAAUAAGCUGUCUGGUAGUAUUCCUGAUGCCCUUGCUAGUAUUGGCAACCUGCAACAGUUGUAUUUAGCACACAACAACUUUUCAGGUUUGAUUCCAGCAGUUCUACAGAACCUAACACUAUUGUCGAAAUUGGAUUUGUCCUUCAAUGAUCUCCAAGGUGAAGUGCCAAUAGGGGGUGUUUUUGCAAAUGCAACGUCCUUGUCGAUUCACGGAAAUGAUGAGCUUUGUGGCGGAGCGCCUCAACUGCAUUUAGCUCCAUGCUCCAUGGCUGCUGUGGAUAACAAAAGACAAGUGUCAAGAUCCCUUAUGGCCACCCUAAUAUCAAUUGGCGCACUUGUAUUCUUAGGUAUACUAGUUGCUCUUAUUCAUUUGAUCCACAAGAGGUUCAGACAAAGAAAGGCAAGCCAACUCGUUUCCACACUAAUUGAUGAACAGUACGAAAGGGUUUCUUAUCAAGCAUUGUCAAAUGGAACUGGUGGUUUCUCAGAGGCUAAUUUGCUCGGACAAGGAAGCUACGGUGCUGUUUAUAAAUGCACUUUACAUGAUCAGAGUAUUACCACAGCUGUAAAGGUGUUUAACAUACGACAGUCUGGGUCCACUAGAAGUUUCAUGGCUGAGUGCGAGGCACUGCGAAGGGUACGUCACCGUUGUCUCAUAAAGAUCAUCACCUGUUGUUCAAGCAUCAAUCAUCAAGGUGAAGAAUUCAAGGCACUGGUUUUUGAGUUCAUGCCGAACGGUAGUCUGAAUUAUUGGCUGCAUCCAGUAUCUAAAGUACACACUCUGAGUAAUACGCUCAGCCUAGCUCAGAGACUAGACAUUGCUGUAGACAUCAUGGAUGCCCUGGAAUAUCUUCACAACCAGUGUCAGCCACCAAUAAUCCAUUGCGAUCUCAAGCCAAGUAACAUCCUCCUUACAGAGGAUAUGAGUGCCCGGGUUGGAGAUUUCGGCAUAUCGAAAAUCCUUUCAGAUGACACUAGCAAAACUCUGCUAAAUUCAAUCAGCUUCACUGGACUGAGGGGCUCCAUUGGUUAUGUCGCUCCAGAGUAUGGCGAGGGUCGAUCUGUCUCGACUCUUGGGGAUGUCUACAGCCUUGGGAUACUGUUGCUUGAGAUGUUCACCGGGAGGAGCCCUACUGACGAAAUAUUCAAUGACUCAUUGGACCUUCAUAGGUUCGCCGAAGCUGCUCUCCCCAACGGAGCCUCGGAGAUCGCCGACCCAGCAAUCUGGCUGCAUGAUGAAGCGGCUGUUGGUGCCACAGUAAGAAGCCGGAGCAAGGAGUGCUUGGUUUCAGUGAUCCGGCUCGGCGUCUCCUGCUCAAAGCAGCAGCCAAGAGAGCGAAUGGCGAUACGAGAUGCUGCUGUGGAGAUGCGUGCGAUCAGAGACGCGUACCUCAUGGUUGCCAGCUAG
Molecule: messenger RNA, 3120 nt
Organism: Miscanthus lutarioriparius
Lineage: Eukaryota; Viridiplantae; Streptophyta; Magnoliopsida; Poales; Poaceae
Source: the annotation of a GenBank genome assembly